Molecule: messenger RNA, 984 nt
Organism: Zingiber officinale
Lineage: Eukaryota; Viridiplantae; Streptophyta; Magnoliopsida; Zingiberales; Zingiberaceae
Product: receptor-like protein EIX2
Exons: 1
Coding region: 1-984 (327 amino acids)
Molecular function (GO): protein binding
Source: RefSeq, a predicted model, not a curated record
AUGAAUAAUAAUAGUUUAUCUGGUACAAUUCCAUCAACUUUACAGCAUUGCAAUCAACUUGUAGUUAUUGAUUUGAGUUGCAAUAAAUUGUCCGGAGCUAUACCCAGAUGGUUUGGAAGGAGACUAUCAGUAUUGCAAGUUCUUUCUCUAAGGUCAAAUAAUUUCACCGGUGCAAUUCCACAACAGCUCUUUCUGAUCCCAUCCCUCCAAGUGCUAAACUUGGCUCACAAUAAUCUCUUUGGCUCUUUGCCUCCAAGUUUUGGCAAGUUUACCUCCAUGAUGGCAAGCCAGAACACAAAUAAAUCUGCUCCAUUAUAUGGUGGUUCCAUUUAUUACUUGGAGAGUGUCAUCAUAACUGCUAAGGAUAUAGAACUUCAGUUCACUACUAUGCUUUCAAUUGUCACCAGUAUUGAUCUCUCAAACAAUAAUCUCUCAGGUGACAUUCCUACAGAGAUCACAAACCUUCAUGGCCUUCACUUCCUCAACUUGUCUAUGAAUCAUUUCUCAGGAAACAUACUAGAUAAGAUUAGUCUUAUGAGUCAACUAGAAUCACUUGAUCUUUCAAAGAACAACUUAUCGGGUAGAAUUUCUUUGAGCAUUUCUGCUUUGUAUUCUCUGAGCAUUUUAAAUUUAUCUUACAACAAUUUGAUUGGAAAAAUACCAACGGGCAGUCAGCUGCAAACCUUCACCAACUUGUCAUAUAUUGACAACCCUGAGCCCUGUGGGGAGCCACUCCAAAUCAAGUGCCCAGGCGACAAUCCAACCAUUGAUAAUGGAGUAGCAAAAGAAAAGGACAUGCAUGAAGAUGAUGAAUAUGGAAGAAUUUGGUAUUUCAUUGGCUUUGCUCUUGGAUUUGUGUUUGGCUUCUGGGGAUUCCUGGGUGCAGUUAUGAUCAAGAGGAGCACAAGAAUCAAAUACAUUCUAAUCAUUGAUAGGAUUUGUGGUUGGUUUAUGUAUAUGCAAUCAAAAUUUAGCCUUAAAUAG